AUGCAACUACUAACAUCUAACUACUUUAGAGACCUUUAUGACGGCCAGUGUGAUGUUGAAAUCUUCAAGGAAGAUACUGGUGACUUCUCACUCAACCAGUACUUGCUCGAGGCAAAACUUGCAGACACAUACUUAGUGCCUAUGAGAAAUGCUGGUGUUUCUGAAGCAGAAGAAGAACCAGCGGAGCUUGAGCUGCCAGCUGAGGACUUCGUGGAAGUGAUAGUUGCCUAUGUUGACUUCAAUUCAUGCACUGUGCGGCUGGUGGGGAAAAAAUUCUCUGAUAGACUGGAGGAAUUUGAGGAUAACCUUGCCACGCUGUACAAAAGUGCAGCCAAAGACCCUCCACUUAAAGCUGGUUCUGUGUGCAUUGCCAGUGCAGACCUGCUUUACCAUCGUGUGAAGAUAACAGAGCUUGAAGGACAAAAAGCCAAUUGCUUUUUUGUGGACCAUGGUUACACAGAAUGGUUUUAUUUAGAUCAGCUGAGGCUCCUUGACCCUAAAAUCAACAAACAAGUACCUUAUCAGGCCAUUCCAUGUAUCUUGGCUGGCCUUGAGAACUUCAUGAAACUCCCUACAGCUAUGACAGAGCUGAUAGAGCGCUCACGCAACAAAAUAUGUGCAGCAGAGGUUAUCAGCAGUGGCCUUGAAGGCAAUGUGGAAACUGUUUUAUCUACUAUUGAAAACUUAUCUUUGAAUGUUGAGAGCUCAGGAGGUGCUGGUGAUGCAGGUGGCAAGGCAGAGUUGCCUGUGACAAAACUGCUGUAUACAUGGGGUUUACCUCAAGUCCCUGAGGCUGAUCCAUCCAAGAGUGAUAGUUCUACUAGUGCUGUCACACAAGAUUCUGUGAUAAAUAAAACUUCAUCAAAUAGCAGUGUGACCACCAUCUCUGUGCCUACAUAUUCUACUACAAAGAGCACUCUUACCACAAGUAAAUUAAAUGAAGAGCACCAGCAGUUGCCAAUGCCAGGACUUAUGCCAUUGCCAGACUGUGAGAAGUUCUUUUGUGUGUAUGUUCACAAGAUCUAUGACCCCUACAACUUUGUGGUCAUAUCUCACGAUGUAUAUCCCCAGCUUGAGGAAAUGAUGGCGUCCAUGAAUAUGAAGGCUACAAAUAUGGGGGAUUCAGGAGAUGCAUCACAGCAACAAAAGGCAUCAGUGGUAAAGAAUCCCCUCAUUGAUAACCUGUAUAUGGCAAGACUGGGAAAUGUUCUCUACCGUGCUAUCUUUGUAGACACUAUAGAGGGGCAGUAUUACCUGUAUUUCCCAGACUACUGUAUGUAUGAUGUUGUGAGCCCAGAUGCAUUGUUCGCAUUGCCCUCACUGUACUGGAGCCUGCCCUUUGCUGCUUGUAAGGCUCGCCUACAUGGUGUUAAGCCCAAGAAGGAGACGUGGUCAGAGGAAGCCCUGUUGAGGUUCACGCAGCUGGUCGAGGGUCACGUGCUGGUGGCCUUGCUCAAGGCUGUUGAACCUGUGAUGGAGGCGGACAGCAGCUCAGUCCACAAGACCAGAAGAAGAGUCGUCUCCAUCUCGCUUGUGGACACGAGUGACCCCGACGAGGACGUGGUCGUUUCUGACCAACUUAUUUCCUGUGAGCUGGCGGUGGCUGACAGUUAAAACAGGACCAAAAUGGCACACAUGUUGUUGCGAAGACAUUCAGCCCCGCAGUCCUCUCAACCAAAGCCCGGUCUAUCUACUGCUUCAUUUAUCAGCAUCAGAAAACAUCAUUAUGCAUGGAUGUGAAGAAGCUGUGUCGUAGGUUAUAUAUUUGAAACUGUCUCGGGUUUACAGAAUGUUGUCUGCAUCAUCUGAAAAGAUUGUAGCUCAGCCAUAAUAGUCGGUCCAGGAAUGAUCUGUGAAGAAAACAAACUCCUGCCGAUCGCGAGAAGGAGGCAGCGAGUGUGAAUACUGUGUGCUGCUGGAGUGCAUUAGACCAAGUGAAAAUAAAAAACGGGUAACUAGUGAGACUUUGAUUCUAACGCGAAAUCGUUGGGCUGCACAGAAUCUAACAUACAAAAUGAGUACCCGUCAGGAGGUUCCACCCGUCUCUUGUUGAACAAUGUAGCUUUAUGUAAAAUAAGCGCUUUGAACACAUUUUCUUUAGAACUUCCUCUGUUUAGGCUUCCUAGAACAAUUACGAACAGUAGGGUUGGCUAGAUUGCCUUGAAUUGGAGGAUCGCUUUUUAAAUUAUUGCUUUCAGUACCCAGUCAUGAUGAUAACAGCGAUGGCUUGCAUUCGCCCACCACCACCACCACUACUACCCCAUAGCAUAGGUCAAAACGUUUAACAGGUGAAAACACUGAGAGACAUAGGCACGCACUGUCAGAUAGGCCAUUUCACCAGACCAUAGACGUGUGAACCGUACUUUCAAUGGCAAUUGUGUAGUGAACAGUAUGUUUAGCUGGGACCGCUGUUGUGAAACGAGAGCAAGUCGCUACCCUGGAGUAACAUAAGGAACUCAAGGACAAGCGUCUAGUUUCAGAUAUUGUUUUAUCCCUUUAGUUGUACUUUUAAAGUGAUGUCGAGACCCCACAGAUGUUGUUUUACCUCCGGAACUGUAAACACAGAGCAGUGGCAAAGAAACAGUGUCAACGAGGUGUGAACAUCGCAUUGCAACUAUGAAAAUAAGACUCUUUGCCUUAUUUCCCAGACUUGUACGACGUGGCGUGUGGACUAAACGCUCUCUGCGUGAUUUUGUUCUUCAGCCAUAGACUGGCUACACUCAUCUCCUGAUUAGCCUCAGAAUAAUUCUCAAAUGAAUUUGCACAGGGGCGAGUCUUGCGAACACCAAAAUCACGUGCCAGUGAGCUGGUUUUGUCAAAUGCUAUAUAGCAUAGAGUACUGGUUAUCGGUUGGUCUCCGUAAAAAUCGCCACCUGUUGUUUAACUCGUCCAGCGAGUACUGAACUAAGUCAUUCCACCAACAGCAUAGGUAACAAACCGACAGCAUUCCUCACCACACACACUGAGGCUGUAAGCGGAAGCAGUGUUCAAGUCUUUAUUGUCACGUUUUGACACGAAAGGAACAGAUAGUGUAUUCUUGUCCCUGGCAUUAGCCUAAACAGACUAUAUUCCUGGAAUACUAUAACAUACUUUUUGUAUUCAGUCGAAAAGGUUUUUUACUGGACAGUUAUUUUUAAUCAUUUGCGUUUUAAAAAGGUUGAUAGCAACUAAGAAGCUGUUGGACGGGAGCUAUUCAAUUGUUGAUUAAUACGAGUUUAUCUCUUCUUUUUUUUUUUCUUUUUAGUAAGAUAACCAUAUAUAGGACAGCCGCCUCCUCAAAAAAAAAAAAAACAAAAAAAACUUGAGGGGACAAGAAUGUGAACCUUCACUGUCUAAAUGUAGUUCAGUCAACAGAACCAGAUGGAAAUGCUGCGUGCACAGAAUCUGUAGGCACUGAUGCCGGUGACCAUCUUAGGAUGCCGGUGUCCGUCCCGUGGCUGCCUACUGCCAUUGGCUCGGGCCAUCCCGCUUCUGCAAUGAGAACAGUUGUUACAUCAUAAACGUGCUACAUAUGGUGAUAGAAUCCGAGACAGCUUGUCUGUCUCACACUUACCAUUUCUUUGUUACGUUGGCUCAGCGCUGUUAACGGAUUUUGUUUUCCUCGGAUGUUUAUUAGAAGUGUUUGUGUGAAUGAGAAGGUGAUUUAGACGCCAUAUCGUGAGAUGAGGAAGCUGUUGGUAGAUCUGAUAAAACAGUUCACAAAGAAUAAACUAAAGGUCUUCGACAAAGCGUGGGCUUUUUCUUGUUUCUUUGAUUUUUAAUUACCACUGCACCAUAAGCCUCCAAUCUGGAUCGGCCACACUUUUUGUUUUUUGUGGUACAUGUCUGUCCUCACUACUCAGUUAAAAAGUGUGUACGCGCAUGGAGUGUCAGGCUUCGUGUUUUCUGACCUCAUCACUGACAUUUUGCUCAUUCAACUUCUUUCUCCCACCGGCCAUUCACGACAUAUGCAGUUCCUCGGUAACACAAGCAUUCAUUCAGAGAUAGCUUUUUUCCUUGGCCUUUUAUUCAGUAAUAAUUUUUUACUUUUAAUGAACGAGUUUGUGCAAAAUAGAGAAGAGCCCGAGGCUGUCAAGUUUAGAAUGUCAAGGUCUACUUUUGUGAAACAAAGAAUGUAAAUGUUCAAAAA
Molecule: messenger RNA, 4129 nt
Organism: Pomacea canaliculata
Lineage: Eukaryota; Metazoa; Mollusca; Gastropoda; Architaenioglossa; Ampullariidae
Product: tudor domain-containing protein 7B-like
Exons: 11
Coding region: 1-1614 (537 amino acids)
Source: RefSeq, a predicted model, not a curated record